AUGGCCCCGUCAAGCGCCAUCACCCCUGGCCAGCGCCUCCUCGCUACCGUCGUCGACAACCUUGCUACUUCCAGUCCUACCAAGGAACUGGGCGUCAUUCCUAUGGAUGAUGGAUUCAAGACGGUCAGCGCAAGUGAACUAUCCGAUGCCGUUAACGCCAUGGCGUGGUGGAUCGAGGAGCACGUUGGCAAGGUAGACCAGCCAGAGACAAUUGCGUUCAUGGGGGCGACCGACAUAAGAUAUCUUGUGUUCGUGCUCGCAUGCCAUAAGACGGGCUACAAGCCCCUCCUUAUAUCGACACGCCUCUCCGAUGCUGCCUAUGAGCACCUUUUGACGGCCUUGGAAUGCAAAAAGUUCGCCUACACCAAGGAAACGGAACGUCGAGUCUCUGAGAUUCGAGAGUUUCGCGAAGGCACGGCCUUCUUUGAGGUUCCCGAGGUCAAAGCCAUCCUAAAACUACACGGCUCCAUCUCAUACCCGUGGUCCAAAACGUAUACUCAGGCCGAGAAUGAAGUGGCUCUGAUCAUCCAUAGUUCUGGAACGACUGGCAUGCCCAAGCCCGUUCCUUUGACGCAUGGCUUCUUCGCUACGAUUGACAACGUCGUGCAUCUGCCUAUCCCCAAAGGCCGACAGUUUGGUUUCUUCAGCCACCUCGGCGCGGACGACCUUGUCCUCUCCACCACUCCAUUUUUCCAUCUUAUGGGAUUCAUAGCAUUCAUUGAGUCAAUCUUCCAUAACGUUCCCUUCACUUAUCUUCCAGACAAGCCACUGUCCGUCGAACUGCUCAACGACGCAAUCAAGAAGACCAAACCCAAGGCCGCAAUUCUCCCGCCCUCAGUCCUAGAAGAUAUGAGUCAAACUGAGACUGGCAUAGAAGCACUGAAGUCCCUCGACUACGUCUACUUUGGUGGAGCGCCGCUCGCUCCAGAGACUGGAGCCCGCCUCUCGAAUUACACGCAACUCAUCUCUGUGAUCGGGUCAAGUGAAAUGGGCCUCAUCCCCUCCCUCAUCCCAGAGGGCCAGGGCAACUGGAAUUAUUUCGAGUGGAACGAAGAGUACGGGGUGAAAAUGGAGCACCUUGGCGAGGGACUACAUGAGCUGGUCAUUCCUCGCCGCGAAGAUUCUCGUGCUAUGCACGCUAUCUUCCACACAUUUCCUGACAAGUCUGAAUAUCGCUCCAACGAUCUUUUCGUGCAACACCCGGAGAACCCGAAGCAUUGGAAAUUCCAUGGCCGCCUCGACGAUGUGGUCGUCUUGAGCAACGGCGAAAAGCUAAACCCCGUCACACUGGAAAAGAUAGUCGAGGACCAUCCCAAGGUCCAUCGCGCUCUGCUCAUUGGCCAGAACCGCUUCCAGACGUCGUUGCUCGUUGAACCUGUCUGGCCAGAAGACAGCGCAGAGCUCGACGAGACGGCCUUCAUUGACGAGAUCUGGCCGGUGGUGGAAAAGGCCAACGAGGCCGUUCCCAAAUAUGGACGCAUCGUGAAGAACAAGAUCCGGCUAUCCGAUCCCAACAAGCCAUUCAAACUCACCCCAAAAGGAACCACGCAGCGGCAUGCGGUGAACAAAGAUUACAGCGAUGAGAUUGAAGCAAUUUACUCCGCGGCUAAUCAAGAAUGCCAGAGACUGCCCGCAACUAUUGACCAGGACAGUCUGGCUACCUAUGUCCGUCAAAUAGUCUACACCCUUAUCGGACGCGAGGAUAUCCAAGACGAUGACGACUUCUACAGCAUAGGACUUGACUCGCUUGCAACAAUAGAGCUUGCCAGGAUUCUCAAAUCUGCAGUCUCGUUCCAGCACCCGGAAGCUCAGACCAUCAGCCCGCAGCAAAUCUACAGAAACUCAACAGUGUCCCGCCUCGCCCAAUUCAUACAUGGCAUUCUCACUGGGCAGACCGUCACGACACUCUCACGCGUCGAUCGAAUCAACAAUAUGAUUGCGAAAUACACAACCAAUCUCCGCCAACGCUCUGAGCAGUCCCUCCCGCCCCCCAGAUCCCGGACCGUCAUUCUGACAGGUUCCAGCGGCUCAUUGGGAACCUAUCUCCUGAGCGCCCUCCUCAAUGACAGCAACAUCGAGAAAAUCUACUGCUUCAAUCGGUCAGACGCGAAGGAUAGACAGAUCGCCAGCUUUGAGGAAAAGGGCCUUGACGCUGGUCCCUUGAACGACAAUAGCAGAGUGGAAUUCCUGCAAGUAUCGUUCGGAGACAAGCAGUUCGGCCUGUCCGUCGACAAAUAUACAGAGCUGGCGAACCGAGUCCAACUCAUCCUUCACAACGCCUGGGCUGUUAACUUCAAUAUUCCUCUAGACUCGUUUACACCGCAUGUCCGAGGUGUCUCCGAAUUUAUAAACUUCAGCAUUUCCAGCAAAUACAACGCCCAUCUCGCGUUUGUCUCGUCGGUGGGCACGAUCGGUGCCUGGACACCAGAAAUGGGGCCUAGCGUCCCAGAGAUUCCACUCGAGACUCCGGACCCAGUUCUGGAGCAAGGGUAUGCCGAAUCGAAACACGUCGCUGAGCGCAUGUGCCUGGAGGCCUCCCGGAAAGCCGGUGUCCCGACAACCAUAUUCCGUGUUGGGCAGAUUGCAGGCCCGACAACGGAGAAAGGUGCAUGGAACACGAAUGAGUGGAUUCCUACUUUGGUGGCUACCUCAAAGGCACUGCGCAAGGUUCCCGCAACUCUGGGUGCUUUUGAGGUUGACUGGAUCCCUGUGGAUACCCUUGCAGAGAUCAUGAUCGAACUCCUCGACAGCCGACGCAAUUCCGAAGAGUUAAGUGCAUUUUUCCACCUGAUGAAUCCGUCAAAGACAGCCUGGUCCUCGAUUGUGCCGGCAGUCGAGAAGGCAUAUGGCAUUCCUUCGGUGCCGCUAGAAGAAUGGAUCAGCGAGCUGGUCAGCAUAGAGAAUCCUUCUGAAGAAGAAGUUCAGAAGAAGCCCGCGCUGAAGUUGCUGGACUUCUACCGUGGGCUGGCAGCAGGAAAGAGGAUGCUGGCUGUCACCGUUGAUACCAGGAAGACGCAGGAAGGAAGUGCUACCAUGGCUGAUCUCGCGCCAAUCGAUCAGCGCCUUAUGGGCAACUGGAUUCAACAGUGGAGCUUUUGA
Messenger RNA from Aspergillus terreus NIH2624, 3099 nucleotides. RefSeq names its product putative NRPS-like enzyme. NCBI's taxonomy places the organism in Eukaryota, Fungi, Ascomycota, Eurotiomycetes, Eurotiales, Aspergillaceae. Gene Ontology annotation, molecular function: phosphopantetheine binding. The transcript is spliced from 4 exons. The coding region runs from base 1 to 3099 and encodes 1032 amino acids. The record is from RefSeq and is a predicted model, not a curated record.